AUGCCAGCGUCAACAGUCCCUGUCGGGGCGUCCAUGGGCCUUGUAGUCCCUCGCGCGUUCCCCUACAAGGAUAUCUAUCCCGGCGGACACGAACUCGGCUGGGUCGAGGUCGCACCUCCACAGCCGCCCAUCGUGGGUGGUUGGAUGCGGAUGGUGUCGCCAGUCCUCAUCCUCCCAGACUACACGGUACACAUCCUCCCCGUCGUAGGGAGCGAGAAUCCCCGCGAUCCAUACUAUUACCCCCUCGAGGCUGACAUGUGCGCCUCGUACGCAGUCACAGCACACAUCAACACGUACGGCUUCAACUUCACCCAGACGGGGUGGCACAUGCUGGUCGUGAACCAGACGUGGAUGCGGCCGACUAUGCCACGCCCAACUGGCGCGUAUACGACGUGGAUCGGCGUCACCACGGAUACUCCAGGCUCUCUACCUGACCCUCCGGCAAAUUGGGGGACGCGGGAGCGGAUUGCGGUGGGCCUCGGCGUUGGCCUGGGCGGCGCAGGUGUCUUGCUGGGAUUGUUGGCGAUGCUGUGGAUCAAGCACAGGCGAUAUAACAAAUCAGAACGAACCGCUUUCGACCGCAUGAAGCCCGAGGAACAACAUGAGUACCUCGCGACUAACCCGCGGUCGGUGCUCAAUCCCAACCCACCGCCGAACCGCUUCGACCGGCCAAGUUUCGAUCGGCUGAGCUCGAGCGUAUCGACUGGCUUCCACGACGACGGAAGCAGCAACUAUGAGGACGACGAGACGGUUGAGAGCCUGAUGUACAAGCUCGCAAUCGAGCGCAGAGUGCAGUACGGCGCCGAGAAGAUGCUGGACGUCAUCGAAACCCGCACCGGCGCGGACAAGGACCAAGUCCGGAAUAAUAUCACUGCGCAGUUAGAAGUUGCCAACGACCACAUCAAGGCAUUAGAGACACGCCUUGAGCGAUUACGAGGCAACUCGGCGCAGCGCCGCCGCCCACGACGCCCUAACGGACUCUCGACAUCGGCUUCUUCCACCCUCCUCUCGGCAGGUGUGCGUCCCAAGGUGUCGCGCCAAGGGAGUUUCACCACCGACGACCACAGCGUUAGCACCCCGCCAGGGUCGCUUUCCCCCUGGCCACUGGAAGCUGAGGACGAGAGCGACGACGAGACUAUCGUCGCUGCAAAGGAGAAUGCAACGUCCCUCUUGGGCUGCUUGCGUGGCGCCGGCGAAGAGGCGUUGGAGACGUUAACGCGCCUCACCGAUCUCUUCAAGAAUCACCCAACGCUGUACCGCCACCUCGAGAUCACCGAGAUCAUCCAGGCUGCCCUCCCACAGCUAGCGGACUCGUCGAACAUCCGGAGGCGCUCGGCGGCGUAUCGGUUACUACGGUACUCCCUCGACAGGCGGACAUGGGGUUGCAUGGUGCAUGCGGGCCUGGAAGCGGUCAUCAUCCGCACGUUCACGCGCGACGCCAAGGCCGUCCUCGAACGCGAGCAGGCGCUGCUCCUCCUCCGGGCUGUCACAGCAUUCCCACCUCCAAGCGUGCGAGAGAAGCGGGCAUUAGCAGCGCGCGCCAAGGCGACACAACUGCCCGAUCCUGUUGCGCGACUGCUCCUCCACCGCGUGCCUCUGCGGCAAGGGUUGGUGCGGGCAAUCGUAAGCGCAGCCGAGAACAUCGACGACGUGAUGCGCACAGUCUGCAUGGAGACGCUGGUGGAAAUCGCGCUGCUGGAUCUCGAGUGCUUAUUGUCGGCCGACUCGUUCCGCGUCGUCCUCAACGCAUUCAAGGACGGCCCAUUCGAACUGGGGCUGGGGAUAACGGGCAUGCUGUGCUAUCUCGCCAACACGCCGCACACGCGCCACCUCCUCAUUCCCGGGAGCGACUUUGAGAUCGUCCUCGUCGGCCUAACAGAAGAGUACGGCAAGGUGUCGAGCCGACACAUGCAGCGCUACCUCGACCGUCUGGACACGUGCGUACGCAACGUCGGCAUGGUACUCGGUACAUGGGCCGGCGUGCUAUACCUCUGCAUGGAUCACUGUCGGGCCAUCAAGAGUCUCAUCAGCUCCCUGUUCGUACCAAUACCGGAGAUGCGGAACGCGCUCUUGGACUUGUUCUUCAGCGCGUUCCGCAUCAAGGCGCCGAGCUGGACCAGCGCGUUCCUCGACGGCCGCCGGCUUACUGUGUACAAUCGCACGUACGAGGCGUCGACGCAGUUCCAAGACGGUAUUGAGGAUGAGGAGUUUUCUCCUCGACUCAGCAUCGUCGACAAUUACGUCGCGUUCCUACUUGCGGUGUUCAUCGAGGCCGGAUUGCUCGAGUCUCUCGUCGCACUCAUCCAGGAAGACGAAGUCGCCCACAAUGUCAGCCGUAAGGCGACGCUACUCCUCGGCGAGAUCCUCCAGCUCGCCAACCACACCCUACCGUUGCAAUACGCCGCAAGGAUCCAGGCUCUCCCGCGCCUCUUCACUGGCGUCGCCGAGUUCACGAAGCCUACAGAGCGCAAUUCUGCACUCGCGGCGCUGUCCUCAAUCGACAGCUUGGCGCGCAACAACCUCAAGCGAAGUCAGGCUAUUGGGGAUAGGAACCGCAUAGCACCCAGGUCUGUCCAGGAAUCGCUGCAGCGAUCACAACGACAAGUGCAGCAGGUUAAGCUUCGACUUGGAUUGCAAAUAGAGGACAAGGCGUUCCAAGCCAUGGUCAACGACUCUGGGGUACUCCUCUCGCGCGACCACAAUAAGUGGAACUACGACGUGAUUAUGGAGCUGCUCCAGGGCCCACUACUCAAUCCCAGGCGUCUGGAUGAGGUCAUCCGCGCGACCAAGUUUAUCCGUCGCAUCUUCUCCUUCCUCCACCCCUUCAACAACCGCUUCAGUGCAAUCCUACGCACACGACCAAACCACAAGUGGGUGCGUCUUGGGUGCGCUCUCCUCAACACCAUGCUCGUCAAUCCCGAGGGCCAGCGCUACCUCGCCGAUGACAAGCUGUUGCGCCAGAUGGUCGAGUGCCUCGCCGAGCUAGACCAGUACGCGGGCCAACCGAGCGCGCAGCCCUUGUUUGCGCGCGAUCGCCUCGAGAACACCCUCACGUACGGCUACUUUGAGAUGAUCGGUACCCUCACCAAGCACCACAAGGGCAUUCAGCUGCUCGAGAAGUUCAAGUUCUUCACGUCCUUCUACCAUCUGUGCGAGCUACGCAGCCGCGACGACAUCGUCAAGCUCAUCAUCGAGUGCUUCGACUACUCCAUCGACGCGCACCAAAGAAUCGUCCUCUCAAAGGCGCUCACAUCGAGCUACCUUGACACGCGGUCGUUCACCACCCACCACCUCGGACGACUGCUCAACAAAUCGCCCGAGCUUACGGACUGGGCGCUCACGUUGCUCGUCACGCAGCUGUACGACCCCGCCAUCGAUGUAUGCGAGAUCGCCGUCAUGUACCUCGAGGAAGCGUGUACCGAACCCGUCAACCUCGAGAAGGUCGUGUACCUCUGCCCAUCACUGGAGCAUUUAGGAGAGCUGGGCGCCAACCUCUUCCUCCGCUUCAUGUCUACGUCCACGGGGUUCCAGUACCUCCUCGCAGCGCAGUACAUUGACUACGAGCUUGAGAGUUGGAUGGCGGAGCACAACAUGCUCUAUGUGAUCGAGGUCGAGACGUUCGUGUCCAAGACAAUCCGCCCACUGUCCAAAGACAACUCGGACGAGUUCUGGGCUUAUGAGGGCACCGCCCCGACACACUUCUUCCGCGAGCUCUGCAAGACCCCCGAGGGGUGCGAAUACCUUCAUCAGAAAGGGAUCGUACCCGAGUUCGCCGAGAUCAUCCGCCUGCACGGCAUGGAGACCGAGGACACUGGGGUGCUUAACAAGCUAAAAGCCGCCAUGUGGGUCAUGGGCAACAUCGGGUCGACCGAGGGCGGCCUCGCCUUCCUCGAGGACGAAGAUAUCAUUAAGGACAUCAUCGAUAUUGCCGAGCGGUCUCUGGUGCUCACCAUGAAGGGGACAGGAUUCUUCGUCAUCGGCCUCAUCUCGUCGACGCAGAUGGGUGCAGAGAUUCUCGAGGAGUACGGAUGGAUUGCUGCACGCACGCCGCUCGGCCAGACCACCGGCCUCUGUCUUCCGAACGACAUCGGGCGCUUCGCCUACAUCGAGCCGUGGAAGCGUCACCAGAGCCUGUCGAGCGUGCCACCCCUCCCAGCGCUCUCGGGUCUCGAGAGCGAGGUCAUGAACCUCAUCUCCAAUCUGAGCAACUACGUUCUCGCCGCCGGCGCGAUGAACAACCUCAAGCGCAUCCGCAACCGCCACCCCCGCCUCUUCUCCUCGACGACCCUCUUCUACCGCGCCCUCCGCGCAAUCUCGACGAACCACUUCCAAGCCCCCGUCAGGCGUUUUAUCUGCGACCUCUUCAGUGUCGAGAUCAACCCCCAAACCCUUCUGAAAUUCAUGCACCUAGAGCGGACAUCGCCCGCCCCGCCGCCCGAGGAGAACGGAUGGCGUUUGAGCACGGGUAGCGUGGACAGCGAUACGCGUCGGCGCGCCCGUUCCUCUCCUGGACCAGAGCCGACCGAACCAUAUCGCUCCAUUCGGCCGCGGGGGGUGACUGUCGGCGCGACGAGCUUGUCUGAGGCUGACCCGCUUCCGACGUGCGCUAUGGACCCGCGAGGCACCGACUGA
Molecule: messenger RNA, 4632 nt
Organism: Cutaneotrichosporon cavernicola
Lineage: Eukaryota; Fungi; Basidiomycota; Tremellomycetes; Trichosporonales; Trichosporonaceae
Exons: 19
Coding region: 1-4632 (1543 amino acids)
Biological process (GO): TORC2 signaling
Cellular component (GO): TORC2 complex
Molecular function (GO): protein binding
Source: RefSeq, a predicted model, not a curated record